GAAUAUUAGUUUCGAGAAAUGGUGAUUUUUUCUUAGGAUUCAGUAGUUUGGUUUCCAUCUUAUUACAAACACAGCAGUUGAUUGUAAAGUCCUUGUUUAUGGCUCAUUCCAAGAACAAUAUUCAAGAAACAAUGGAAGAUGGCUUUUGCUUAGUUGAAGAUCCAGAUGAUUUGGAGGGGGAUAGUGAUGAUGACGGUUUUUUUGUGCUCCCAAUUCUCUCAUGCAAAUCUAAAGCUAAAAGUACUGAGGAUUACGCCGAAGCCCCCAAAUAUGUACACAGGAAGGAAGUACCGUUAGAAGAUGUUUUGAAGGAUCAUGCUCUUCAUUUACUCCCUGCAAAAGCACUCUUCAGAUUCAAAACUGUUUCCAGACGAUGGGAUCAGUGGAUAAGCAGCCCAUUGUUUGCCCACCGGCAAACUACUUACUUCAAUAACAUUUCCGGUCUCUUUUGUCAGGUUGCCAAUUUCAAUCCUUCCUUCAUUUCAUUCGAUCAAGACGCUUGUGGCAUGCCUGAUCCCUCUUUGAAGUUCUUACCUGAACCUGUCUAUGUCAGAACCUCUUGCAAGGGUCUGCUUUGCUGCCAGAGUGUUGGGGAAAAUGUUUACUACAUUUGUAACCCUGUGACCAAGGAAUGGAAAAGGCUUCCUAAGCCGAACUUGUAUCAUGGAGACGAGGCAGCUGUUGUACUUGUUUUUGAACCCCAUCUACUCAAUUUUAACGAAUCUUACGAGCUUGUCUGUGCUGUCACUUUUCCCCACCAUCCGGUUGUCUAUUUUGAGAUUUACUCAUCAAGAUCAAGCUCCUGGAGAGUCUCUGAUACCGUAUGUUGCGAGUUCGAUAGUUUGGAAUUUCAUAAUGGUGGGUACUACAUGGAGGGAGUUGUCUAUUGGGAAGCCUCAUCCAAUAUCAUUCUAGCCUUUGAUUUGAGGAAUGAGCAAUAUGGUAUUCUGCCACUUCCUGCCAAUGGUGGACAAUACGGAAAUGGUACUUUAUCCGUGUAUCAUGGCGAGUUGUGUUAUAUUCUGCCUCAUUAUCAGGAUAAUGUGUGCACCAUAUACAUUCAUGGGAAUAUGGAUAUGAGCCUGAAGUCUGUAAUCAAUCUUACUUAUGAUGCGGGGAGCAAAUUCGAUGUUUGCAGGGCAUUGGUGUUCAUUAAUAAUGACAUUCUGAUACUUGCACUUGGGACUGACAUGAUUUCUUAUCAUGUUAGAGAAGACAAGGUGGAACUGAUAAGCACAUUAGGAGGCGGCGCGUGGUCUACAUAUGUCCCGUAUGUGAACAACCUUGUCUCUGUGAGGCAUCCAUUGAUUAAAGACAAGGGCUUAAUUAUCUAGACAGACUCUCUCAAGAUGUCUUGUAAAACUGGCCGUCCUUCACCUUUGCCAAUAUCAUACCUUGACUUUCUAUAAACCCAGAUAUUUGGUUUUACGAUAAUUUUAUUAGUUUGGUCUUGAAACUGAAACUUGUUAUAAAAAGCUUUUGUUAGUACAGUAGGAAACCCCCCUUCAUGAAUCUUUGUUGACAUUGAUUGAAUAUAUGGUAUAGUUUU
Messenger RNA from Hibiscus syriacus, 1549 nucleotides. Its product is annotated as F-box protein At5g03970-like. The record is from RefSeq and is a predicted model, not a curated record. NCBI's taxonomy places the organism in Eukaryota, Viridiplantae, Streptophyta, Magnoliopsida, Malvales, Malvaceae. Gene Ontology annotation, molecular function: protein binding. Bases 99 to 1334 code for a protein of 411 amino acids. The transcript has 3 exons.